GCCUCCUACCCUUGUAAUUUUAACGAGAAUACCUCCCACACAUUUAGACAUAAUAAGAACAUUACCCAGUGCCUCCUACCACUGGAAAUAUAAUGAGAAUAUUACCCAUUCCCUCCUACCACUGUAGAUUUAUGAGAACAUACCGCCUAUUGCUGUAGAGACCCCCCACUUUAAUCUAUUUUGUCUAAUAAGAAUGCCCCGAUUUUCUAAUUUAAUAUAUAAUACAAAUACCACUUGAAAAUGAGAUUUGAAUAACCAUUAAUAGUACCUUAUAUUUUUACUGUUUUAUUAAGAAUUUUUCGGAACAAAAAAAAAAUGUAAAACGUGAUUUACAUAAAAAGACAAUAAUCUCUAAAAUAAAUGUAUUUUCAGAAGAAACCAGAGUUCAAUUGACAUUAAUUAUAUGCAAUUAAUUAAACCUGCCCUAAUUGUCUGCGAUAUUUCGCAUAUUACCUAACCGAGUUUAUGUAAUAUGUAGCACAAGACUAUUUUCUUUUAAUAUUCCUUUCCCGUAAUGAGAUUAAAGUACAUUCGAUUUUAAUCCUUACAGCACUUAUAUCAUAAUAUGAUUUCAGUAUAUUUCCAAAAUCUGGUUAGCCUUCUACCCUCGAUUUCUUCUGCAAAAAUAUCGAGUAUAAAAGAGACGAUUUAAAAAUAAAUAUUUACAGUUUGUAAGUUAUGUCUCAUAUUAAUAUUCUCUCUGACAUCCAAAUUUUAGCUCCAGAACCUCAGGAAUGGUUUGACGAAAAUCCAGAAAUUGAUUUAACGAUUUCCCAAGUACUUGACGCCAUAGAAAAUAGGCAAAUCGAUUGGACUGAAAACGGAGAUUUUUGCAGUAGUGGAGUACCCAACCACCAGCCCAAUAGUGGAAGUGACGUGAAAAGCCAUCCAACCAUCAACACCACCUCUGACAAUACUGGAAGCGACGUGAAAAACCAUCCAACCAUCAGCACUACCUCUGACAAUACUGGAAGCGACGUGAAAAACCAUCCAACCAUCAGCACCACCUCUGCCAAUACCAAAAGUGGAAGCGACGUGAAGAGCAUCGUCAAAGAACAUACGAAAAAUAAGGUAAAAUUGGACCAUUUAAGUUACGAAGAAUUAAUUACAACAUUAAAAUCAUACAAAAAUAAUUUGGAUGAUAAUAUUACACAACUUGCAUCACAUAAUACAAAUUUCCACAAAACAGUUCAUGAAAUAACGGAAAUAGACGCAAAAAUAAAUAUUGCAGACAAAGAAUUGCAGAUAUUAAAAAAUUCACGAAAGAAAUUAAUAAAUGCAAAAGCUUCAUCAGCUUCAAAGAUGAAACAAUUAAAAAAAAUGUUAGUCAAUCAACUAAAUCAAUUCUAGUAGUUUCUAUGAAGAGAAUAUCUACAUCUAUUAUUUUAUCUAUUAUUUUAGGUUAGUUAUAUCAUAUGGUGUUUACCUUUUAGUUUUUAAAAAUAUAUGACGUGGUUAUAGUGAA
Messenger RNA from Diabrotica virgifera virgifera (western corn rootworm), 1465 nucleotides. RefSeq lists its product as uncharacterized. Bases 679 to 1350 code for a protein of 223 amino acids. Lineage: Eukaryota; Metazoa; Arthropoda; Insecta; Coleoptera; Chrysomelidae. The transcript is spliced from 2 exons. The record is from RefSeq and is a predicted model, not a curated record.